Erythranthe guttata (spotted monkey flower) is the source of this 1014-nucleotide messenger RNA. Lineage: Eukaryota; Viridiplantae; Streptophyta; Magnoliopsida; Lamiales; Phrymaceae. The record is from RefSeq and is a predicted model, not a curated record.
CAGUACUUGUAUUUUUCUAUACAGUACUGUUGUUCCAUACAGAUCGGUCGGUGUGAUUUUAUCACCAUGUUCUUGAAUUAAAUUUAUAAUAUAUAUAACUUGUAAAAAGAUUGAAUUUUUAUUUCUUUUUAAUUAAAAAGAAUGGCUGCUGAUGAAGAGAAAAGCAGCGAUUUUUACGGCGUUCUGGGGCUGAGGAAAGAAUGUACGGCGGCGGAGCUCAGGGUUGCCUACAAGAAACUUGCAAUGAAAUGGCAUCCAGAUCGUUGCUCUGCUUCUGGGAAUUUAAAGUAUGUGGAGGAAGCAAAGAACAAGUUUCAAGCUGUCCAACAGGCCUAUUCUGUGCUUUCCGAUGCCAACAAAAGGUUUCUCUACGACGUAGGAAUCUACGAUUCUGAAGACGAUGCUGACGAAAACGGUAUGGGUGAUUUCUUGAAUGAAAUGGUAGCAAUGAUGGGCCAAAGUAAACCAAAUGAAAAUAAAAACGAGAGCUUCCAAGAAUUGCAAGAUCUAUUCGAGGAAAUAUUCAACAAUGACGCGGAAGAGGUUUUCAAGAUUCCUCCUCCGCACUUUCCGUACCAAGAUUCUUGCAGCGAGACCCGCACCGCAUCGAACAAGAGGAACGCCCGCGAAAUGGGCUCCGUAAAUUUCAGUAAUAUCGAAGCCACACCAUUUGAAGGGUUCUGCAUAGGGGUAGGAAAAUGUAAUUUUUGGGGGAGAGAGAAUACAAACGAGGCCCGGAGGAGGUAGUAGGAGGACGAAGCCGAAGAUUUCGACAUCGAUCGAUGGUUUAAUUAGUUGAAGAUACACUAUUUGAAUCAUUUGAUUCUUAAGUUUCCCUUGUCACAUUGUUUAUUAAUUAGUUUUGUAACAUAUAGUUUCUUGCUAUAUUGUGAGUUUUAAAUCGUGUAAGAACAUUUCAAAGUUGACAUUGAAAUGGUUUUUGAGUUUUGCUUUGUUAGGAAAAAGAAUUGCCUGACUUUUAUAAAUAUAUGGGAUAUAUUUUUUGCGGGGCAA